AUGGAAGCAAUACGAGCGCAACUCGCAGAAGCUCGUGAGCGCGCCGAACGCGCAGAAGACCGCGUCGAAGCGAUCAAACAAGACCGCGAUUCUCUACAGCAGGAUCUCGACGAGACGGGCGAGAAGUACGAUAUACUCUCAGAGCGCUAUCAUCGCCGGGACGGGCGCGUGUUGGAGGAAGACUAUCUGGGGUUCCGGAGCAUGUAUCGACGGAUGCAGGAUGAGCGUCGGGGACUCACGAGCGAGUUGCGUCGAGCAGAGGGUCGACUCGACGAGGCGCUUGCUGAGGAGAGGGCUGUUGAGGCGAGACUCGAGCGAGCGAGGCUGCGGGAGAACGAACGGCGAGUUGAAGAAGGAAGUUUGGGGGUCGUGCGACGAGCUCCUUAUCGAGUCCAAGAGACGAAGCGCGAGGCAGAGGGCUAUCUUCGUCCUUGUGGCUAUUUCCAAGACGAACGGGUACGCGAAGGGCGGUUGGGUCGGAGUUAUUAUUACGACGGUCGCGAGUCCAGCGCAAGUCACGACGGAGAGUACCGUCGGUCUUCCAACGACCAUCUUCAGCAGGACUCGAAGCCUCGUAGGGAUGGGAAAGGGUACAACUCCACUCAGCAGCCUCCUCGGCGGGAGCAACAUCCUCGCGAAGACGACCAGCGCAAGAAGUCGACACCAAAGACCCGUCAGCCUGAAAAAGGAACACCUCGCAACCAUCGUCGUUCCCAUCCGCCCCACGACAAGCAACGGAGCAGCCAAGAAGCCCGUCCUCGAGCCGAAGAACGUCGUCAACCAAGAGCAACUGGACCUUCCACUCGCUCACCAGCCCAUCGCCCUCGACCCGGUGACGACGUGGUCGCAGGCUGGUGGGAAUUCGCCAACGAAUGCUUCCAAGACUACGAGCACAUGCAACAGUUUCCAGUCCCUCCAGCAUGCACGGCGUGCAAUGGAAACUGCGAAAGCUCCCUCCAAGCCUUGCUCCGGCGGAUCCCAAACUUGAACCCGAAGCUGACAAGGGUGCGAUUCCAUCCCGACAAGUUCUCGGCGUGUCCGGCUGACAAGAGAGUGGAUUUCAAGGCGAGAGCAGGGGAGAUUUUUGUCGUUCUGAAUGAGAUGCUGAGGAGGGAGGAGGAGGAGGAGGGGAAGUGA
This is a messenger RNA of Lecanosticta acicola, 1137 nucleotides long. Lineage: Eukaryota; Fungi; Ascomycota; Dothideomycetes; Mycosphaerellales; Mycosphaerellaceae. The record is from the annotation of a GenBank genome assembly.